AUGCUGAACGGCCACAGACGAUUGCAAUCCAAAGUACCUCUACGGGAAGCUGGUGUUCAUCUGAGACUUAAAGUAGCCGGCACUCCUGGCUAUGGCGAUUUCAUCAACAACGCUGAACUCAAGCUAGUUGAAAUAGAAUUCAUGAAGUGUCUUCACACCAAAGUGAACCUUAUCCUGGUGAUCGCCAUAGCAGACACGAUGACGGACGAUGAAAUCACCGCUUUCAAGCAACAGCGGAAAAUUCCAUUUGCCAUCGUCGGCUUGGACUCGGAAGUCCAAACAGCUGAUGGACGCAAAUGUCGCGGACAUCAAUAUCCGGGGGGAAUUAUCAAAGUGGAUAACGAGGAGCAUUGUCGAACAGCAAAAGUAUCCGAAGUGGCUACCAAGUCUACCGCGGUUAUAGCUAUACUCUUGCAUGUCUAUUUAUAA
Messenger RNA from Puccinia graminis f. sp. tritici CRL 75-36-700-3, 429 nucleotides. RefSeq lists its product as uncharacterized. Bases 1 to 429 code for a protein of 142 amino acids. Gene Ontology annotation, molecular function: GTP binding; molecular adaptor activity; GTPase activity. Lineage: Eukaryota; Fungi; Basidiomycota; Pucciniomycetes; Pucciniales; Pucciniaceae. The record is from RefSeq and is a predicted model, not a curated record. Gene Ontology annotation, cellular component: septin ring; cytosol; septin complex. The transcript is spliced from 5 exons. Gene Ontology annotation, biological process: cytoskeleton-dependent cytokinesis.